Messenger RNA from Aureobasidium uvarum, 1131 nucleotides. Lineage: Eukaryota; Fungi; Ascomycota; Dothideomycetes; Dothideales; Saccotheciaceae. The record is from the annotation of a GenBank genome assembly.
AUGGAUUUGUCACCGUCGGCUUCGUUCUCUUCACUUCCUCCUGACAAGUCGCAGGGUAUCCACGCAUCUGCCACCAAGGCUUUCGGCAAACUCUGCUUCAGUGUGGUUCCGCUACUGUACACGCAGUACAGCCUCGAAACCUUCGUCAAGAUCUGUGGCCAUCCUAUCUUCGGGUCUUGCGUCCGCAGAGUCGGACUCUCUCAUACUCGCUUCGACCCGGACGACUUUGAUUCGCUCGUGCAAGAGAUGGCAUCGUGGAGGCUGACACGGAAGGAACUUGUGCAGACAGUACAACUCCUUUCUGCAAGAUGUGAUGCUGAAGAGUUUUUGGUUGCCCAUGACGUGAACAGCCUGCUCGAACAAGCAUUCUAUCAGCUUGCAAAGUUUAAUCACAGCUUAACGAUAACCAUCUCUCCCAACGAAUUCGCGUCAAUUGGUCGCAGAGAGAUCUAUCUGCCAGACGAGGACACCCAAUACUUCUACGCAGAUGUGCCUUUCACUUCGAGUGUUGUCCUCCAGUCAGCAAAGCGAGCUGGCUGCAGGGUAUCAAAGCUCGACAUUGCGGUCGCUUCACUUCGGUUCUGCCGUGAUACCGACUACGACCUAUCAGCUCUCAUGAGUUCCGUGUCGGAGCUCUCGCUCGAACUGACGUUGAUCCAAGGAGGUCCCGAGCCUCAGGAUUUCAUACAGUGGAUAAAGAAUUUGCUGUUCGGGAGCACUGAUGUGAAAAACCUAGACGUCUGCUGUAUGAUAUUCGACGACCUCGAUCAUCACAAGUUUGAUCCUUUUGGUCAGCUGAUCUCACGUUUGCCACUCGAGGAACUAUCUCUAUCCGACAUAGAGAUUAGUCAACAGACGAUGACGAAUCUUGUCGAGAAUCUGGGACCAACUCUCCGUCGCUUGUGCAUUUGCAGCUGCGACCUCGAUGGCUCUUGGAAAGAGGUGCUAGUUGCACUUCAGCAAUAUGCCCUCCAACUCGAGAAUCUCCAGAUCAGUGGCAGCAGACAGCCUUGGCCAGAUACUUUAGUGGUCUCUAGAGGUAUUACAGGUGUCCGCUUGGCCAUCGACAAGAUGCUACGAGUAGAGCAGCGCGCAGUCAGUGAUCGUGACGCUCAGGGCAAUGAAGAAUAA